CCACUGCCUCCUUUGGGUACAGUGACUAGCCUGACCCACUGGGAUCACCAGUGCACACUUUAUGUCAGGAUCAAUUCAUAGAGAGCAAGUGCUCCUCCACAGCUGCUCAGUGUCCCAUGGCUAUCAGCUGUAGCCAGCCGUCUUCUCCCUGAGCCCCAUGAAUGCCAGGAUCCCAGGAUUCGAGGUGUGCAGCUGGUGAUAGCAUUUGGCACUUGGUAACUUGUCUGUUAACAAUUACUGACAAUAGCCAUUGGUAAAGUCUCACGAGGAAGUGGUGCUGAGUGGGGCCAUUCUCAGGCUUGAUGAAGGAGUCGUACAAGGAUGCAAUCCGGAUGCUCAACACCCUGCAGACCAAUGCCAGCUACCUGGAGCAGGUGAAGCGGGAGCGUGGUGACCCCCAGGCUCAGUUGGAAGCCAUGCAGGGCUUUUUGGAGAGGAGCGGACUGAAGGUCGAGGACCUGGAUCGACUGAACAUCAUCCACGUCACGGGGACGAAGGGCAAGGGCUCAGCGUGCGCCUUCACUGAAUGCAUCCUCCGUAACUACGGGCUGAAGACAGGUUUUUACAGCUCCCCUCACCUCGUGCAGGUGCGCGAGCGGAUCCGCAUCAAUGGGCAGCCCAUCAGCAAGGACCUCUUCAACAAGUACUUCUGGCUGGUCUACAACCGCCUGGAGGAGACCAAGGACCCAGCACACGGCAGCAUGCCGGCAUAUUUCCGCUUCCUCACCAUCAUGGCCUUCCACGUCUUCCUGCAGGAGAAGGUGGACUUGGCAGUGGUGGAAGUUGGCAUUGGUGGCACCUAUGACUGCACCAACAUCAUCAGGGCACCGGUGGUGUGUGGGGUCUCCUCCCUGGGCAUCGACCACACCAGCAUCUUGGGGGACACCAUGGAGAAGAUCGCCUGGCAGAAGGGGGGCAUUUUUAAGCCCGGUGUGCCGGCGUUCACCGUGGCGCAGCCGGAGCGGCCGCUGGAGGUGCUGAGGGAGCGAGCCCAGGAGCGGAAGUGUCCCCUCUACCUCUGCCCAGAGCUGGAUGACUUUGAGGAGGGCUGCCGGGCGCUGGAGCUGGGGCUGGCAGGUGCCCACCAGCGCUGCAACGCUGCCCUGGCCUUACAGCUGGCACGGACGUGGCUGCAGCGCCGCGGCUGCCAGGGUCUUGGGGAGCUGAAGGAGGGGCUGCCAAGCACCGAGCUGCUGGGGGGGCCAGUGCCACUGGCUCCUGCCUUCCAGCUGACCGAUGCCAUGAUCCAAGGCCUGCGGGACACAGAGUGGCUGGGCCGGACUCAGGUGCUGUCCCACGGCCCUGUGACGUGGUACCUGGAUGGAGCUCACACCACCAGCAGCAUCCAGGCCUGCGUCCGCUGGUUCCGCCAGGCCGCCCUCAACCAGGACAAGCCCCAUGAUGGUUCUGAGGUGCGUGUGCUGCUCUUCAAUGCCACAGGCGACCGGGACACGGCGGCGCUGCUCAAGCUGCUGGUGCCCUGUCACUUUGACUAUGCUGUCUUCUGCCCCAACUUCACAGAGGUGUCAGUAGCCAACAAUGCAGACCAGCAAAACUUCAACGUGACGCUGGAGAAUGCCCUGACCCGCUGCCUGGAGAACCAGCGGACAUGGACGAGGCUCCUGGAGGAGAAAGUGGGGCAGGACCCCUGGCUCCCAUCCCCCCUGCGGGUGGGGGGGCUGCUGCAGCCGGCCCCCGCCCGAGGCUCCCUGCUCCUGGUGCCCCCAGCCCCCCGGCCCCUCAAUUCCCCAGCGCUGGUGUUCCCGUGCCUGGCACAGGCGCUGCGGUGGGUGGCGCAGGGCCGGGACCCCCAGCUGGCCGCCCCCACGGCCUCGGGGGCGCACCCCCACCCCGCAGCCAGCAGCGGGGCCGUGCUGCUGCGGGAGGCGGCCGCCGUGCGGGUCCUGGUCACCGGCAGCCUGCACUUGGUGGGAGGAGCGCUCCGGCUGCUCGACCCCGCCCUGUCCCAGUAACGGGGCUCAGGGCUUGGCACCUCUGUUUACACGAAGCACCAGUUUUGCCCCCAGUGAUGCUCAGCGGCAUCUGGAGGGGGAUGUGGGACCCCCCACCCCAUCCUGGCUUGGCUGUUUUCACCCCAGUGCCUUCUGCCUGUACCCUUCCCGGGACACUGUCCAUGGGGGGAUGCUCCUGGUCUCCAUCCCCAGCCUAGUCAGUCUGACUGGGGGGACCCCCAGGGUUUGGGGGGCUGCCCCAGGUUAUGAUGAGGUCCAGUGCCUGGUAGGUGGGAGCCUCAAGCUGUGGCAAGGCUCAGCGUCAGGGCACAAUUAAUUUAACAUAGGGAAGGUUUUUAUUAUUAUUGAUAAGAGUUUGUAACUUGGACGGGGAGCUGGGGGGAGUGGUGGGUUCUGCCCAUCGUCCUGUGGGAGGGCAGCAGCCUUGCACCAUCCUCCACAAAUAAACCUCUUGCUGCUCCCA
Haemorhous mexicanus (house finch) is the source of this 2436-nucleotide messenger RNA. RefSeq names its product folylpolyglutamate synthase (gene FPGS). Gene Ontology annotation, biological process: tetrahydrofolylpolyglutamate biosynthetic process. The coding region runs from base 303 to 1973 and encodes 556 amino acids. The transcript is spliced from 15 exons. Lineage: Eukaryota; Metazoa; Chordata; Aves; Passeriformes; Fringillidae. Gene Ontology annotation, cellular component: cytoplasm; cytosol; mitochondrion. Gene Ontology annotation, molecular function: ATP binding; tetrahydrofolylpolyglutamate synthase activity. The record is from RefSeq and is a predicted model, not a curated record.